This is a messenger RNA of Pongo pygmaeus (Bornean orangutan), 2814 nucleotides long. It is a transcript of the gene CD34, whose product is annotated as CD34 molecule. The transcript is spliced from 8 exons. The record is from RefSeq and is a predicted model, not a curated record. NCBI's taxonomy places the organism in Eukaryota, Metazoa, Chordata, Mammalia, Primates, Hominidae. Bases 263 to 1249 code for a protein of 328 amino acids. Gene Ontology annotation, biological process: cell-matrix adhesion. Gene Ontology annotation, cellular component: membrane.
UCCACCUUUUUUGGCCUCGACGGCGGCAACCCAGCCUCCCUCCUAACGCCCUCCGCCUUUGGGACCAACCAGGGGAGCUCAAGUUAGUAGCAGCCAAGGAGAGGCGCUGCCUUGCCAAGACUAAAGAGGGAGGGGAGAAGAGAGGAAAAAAGCAAGAAUCCCCCACCCCUCUCCCGGGCGGAGGGGGCGGGAAGAGCGCGUCCUGGCCAAGCCGAGUAGUGUCUUCCACUCGGUGCGUCUCUCUAGGAGCGGAGCGGGAAGGAUGCUGGUCCGCAGGGGCGCGCGCGCAGGGCCCAGGAUGCCGCGGGGCUGGACCGCGCUUUGCUUGCUGAGUUUGCUGCCCUCUGGGUUCAUGACUCUUAACAACAACAGUACUGCUACCGCAGAGUUACCUACCCAGGGAACAUUUUCAAAUGUUUCUACAAAUGUAUCGUACCAAGAAACUGCAAUACCUACUACCCUCGGAAGUACCAGCCUGCACCCUGUGUCUCAACAUGGCAAUGAGGCCACAACAAACAUCACAGAAACAACAGUCAAAUUCACAUCUACCUCUGUGAUAACCUCAGUUUAUGGAACCACAAACUCUUCUGUCCAGUCACAGACCUCUGUAAUCACCACAGUGUUCACCACCCCAGCCAACGUUUCAACUCCAGAGACAACCUUGAAGCCUAGCCUGUCACCUGGAGAUGUUUCAGACCUUUCAACCACUAGCACUAGCCUUGCAACAUCUCCCACUGAACCCUAUACAUCAUCUUCUCCUAUCCCAAGUGUCAUCAAGACAGAAAUCAAAUGUUCAGGCAUCAAAGAAGUGAAAUUGACUCAGGGCAUCUGCCUGGAGCAAAAUGAGACCUCCAGCUGUGCGGAGUUUAAGAAGGACAGGGGAGAGGGCCUGGCCCAAGUGCUGUGUGGGGAGGAGCAGGCUGAUGCUGAUGCUGGGGCCCAGGUAUGCUCCCUGCUCCUUGCCCAGUCUGAGGUGAGGCCUCAGUGUCUACUGCUGGUCUUGGCCAACAGAACAGAAAUUUCCAGCAAACUCCAACUUAUGAAAAAGCACCAAUCUGACCUGAGAAAGCUGGGGAUCCUAGGUUUCACUGAGCAAGAUGUUGCAAGCCACCAGAGCUAUUCCCAAAAGACCCUGAUUGCGCUGGUCACCUCGGGAACCCUGCUGGCUGUCUUGGGCAUCACUGGCUAUUUCCUGAUGAAUCGCCGCAGCUGGAGCCCUGCAGGAGAAAGGCUGGAGCUGGAACCCUGACCACUCUUCAGGAAGAAAGGAGUCUGCACAUGCAGCUGCACCCUCCCUCCUAUCCUCCCUCCCACCUCCUCCUCCCCCUCCUCCCACCCCGCCCCCACUUCCUGUUUGGGCCCCUCCCCCAUCCAGUGUCUCACAGCCCUGCUUACCAGAUAAUGCUACUUUAUUUAUACACUGUCUAGGGCGAAGACCCUUAUUACACGGAGAACGGUGGAGGCCAGGGCUAUAGCUCAGGACCUGGGACCUCCCCUGAGGCUCAGGGAAAGGCCAGUGUGAACCGAGGGGCUCAGGAAAACGGGACCGGCCAGGCCACCUCCAGAAACGGCCAUUCAGCAAGACAACACGUGGUGGCUGAUACCGAAUUGUGACUCGGCUAGGUGGGGCAAGGCUGGGCAGUGUCCGAGAGAGCACCCCUCUCUGCAUCUGACCACGUGCUGCCUCCAUGCUGGAGGUGACAUCUCUUACGACCAACCCUUCCCCACUGCACACACCUCAGAGGCUGUUCUUGGGGCCCUACACCUUGAGGACGGGCAGGUAAACUCCUGUCCUUUACACAUUCGGCUCCCUGGAGCCAAACUCUGGUCUUCUUUGGGUAAAUGUGUGAUGGGGGAAAGCCAAGGUCUGGAGAAGCUCCCAGGAACAAUCGAUGGCCUUGCAGCACUCACACAGGACCCCCUUCCCCUACCCCCUCCUCUCUGCCUCAAUACAGGAACCCCCAGGGGAAAGAUGAGCUUUUCUAGGCUACAAUUUUCUCCCAGGAAGCUUUGAUUUUUACUGUUUCUUCCCUGUAUUUUCUUCCUCUACUUUGAGGAAACCAAAGUAACCCUUUGCACCUGCUCUCUUGUAAUGAUAUAGCCAGAAAAACGUGUUGCCUUGAACCACUUCCCUUAUCGCUCCUCCAAGACACUGUGGACUUGGUCACCAGCUCCUCCCUUGUUCUCUAAGUUCCACUGAGCUCCAUGUGCCCGCUCUACCAUUUGCAGAGUCCUGCACAGUUUUCUGGCUGGAGCCUAGAACAGGCCUCCCAAGUUUUAGGACAAACAGCUCAGUUCUAGUCUCUCUGGGGCCACACAGAAUCUCUUUUUGGGCUCCUUUUUCUCCCUCUGGAUCAAAGUAGACAGGAUCAUGGGACCAGGUCUUGGAGCUGAGCCUCUCACCUGUACUAUUCUGAAAAAUCCUCUUCCUCUGAGGCUGGGUCCUAGCCUUAUCCUCUGAUCUCCAUGGCUUCCUCCUCCCUCCUGCUGACUCCUGGGUUGAGCUGUGGCCUCAGUCCCCCAGCAGAUGCUUUUCUGUCUCUGCCUCCCUCACCCUGAGCCCCUUCAUUGCUCUGCACCCCCAUGUGGUCAUAGCCCAGAUCAGCUCCUAACCCUUAUCACCAGCUGCCUCUUCUGUGGGUGACCCAGGUCCUUGUUUGCUGUUGAUUUCUUUCCAAAGGGGUUGAGCAGGGAACCUGGUUUCAAUGACGGUUGGAAAUAGAAAUUUCCAGAGAAGAGAGGAUUGGGUAGAUAUUUUUUCUGAAUACAAAGUGAUGUGUUUAAAUACUGCAAUUAAAGUGAUACUGAAACACA